This is a messenger RNA of Biomphalaria glabrata, 6795 nucleotides long. RefSeq lists its product as uncharacterized. The record is from RefSeq and is a predicted model, not a curated record. Lineage: Eukaryota; Metazoa; Mollusca; Gastropoda; Planorbidae. Bases 597 to 2486 code for a protein of 629 amino acids. Gene Ontology annotation, molecular function: protein binding. Gene Ontology annotation, biological process: positive regulation of canonical NF-kappaB signal transduction; humoral immune response; signal transduction. The transcript is spliced from 10 exons.
GACUGACUAGUUCUAUGCUCUUAUCCUUGAUCUUCAUAAUCAAAGACAUUACCAUUAUUUUUAGAUACUAAGAUUAUUACUUACUCUAGAUCUAGAUUCUUAUUUUAGGAAGAUGUAGAUGAUUUAAAAUAUUUAAAUGAUUAGGUCGUACUAGUCGUAGGGUUACGGGUAGUCUAGGUUCAUCAUACAUAUUGGACGCAGAGACAGUCUAAAUAUACACCCUGAGGUCAACAAAUAAUUAUAUCCUAGGAGGGCAUGCAGUGCCUCCUCACUUUUUUUUUUUCUUCAAGGAGCUCAGAGUUUGACACAUUAGCCUCAGGCUUUGAACUGGACCUUGUAAUUUAGUUUUCAGGUGGAUCACUAGUAUAGACAGACACUGACAGGGAUUGACUGACUGACAAAUCAUGAAACAUUGCAGAUUCAAACCAUUAUGGAAGCAUUGAUAUUCACUUCAUGCUAUAGUUAAAUCUUUUCAGCUUCUGUAACAACUGGCUAUAUCAGCUGUGAGCUGUCAACUCUUACCUUGCUUUCCCUUCUAUCAGUGCCACCGGUCAUAUUUGUUUAAGAGGAUAAGGAAGACGACAAACUCCUAAUUCAUGAUGGGGACAUCGACGGGGGUGAAGAGGGAUGGGAGAAAGUUUCGUAAGGAGGUGAUCAUAGCGUGGGAGUUUGUAUCCAGCAGUGUGCGGCAGGAUUUAGUCGUGAAACUGAACCCUGAGAUGCCUAUCAGUGGUAAAGACUGGAGAAUGCUGGCCUCAAAACUAGGAUACAAUCAGAGUGAGAUCAUGUUUAUUGAGUCUGCAAAAGAACCGAACACAAGCUUUCUAUUCAAAUUAUAUGGACAAAAGCCAAACGCCACUUUGAAUGCCGUUUACAAUUGCCUGGAAGAAAUGGAGAGAGAGGAUUGCUUGGAAAUCAUAGAUGAAGCUUAUGCAGACAUUUACAGAAUGGCUACAGAGAAGAGAUAUGAUGGUCAAAGUGGAAUGACCGAAGGACCUUAUUCAUGGACAGCACCUUUGCACUGCCCUCUACAUCAAAGCAGUAUGCCAAUGAGCCCUUCGCAGUGUACAUGCUAUUGUUCUGCCCAGAGUUACCAUCCAAUGCCUCACCUACCUGCAUUCUUUCACCAGAACCAAAGAGCCUUCGCUUCUCUCCCCUCCCCUCAACAAUCGCCAACAGAUAAAUAUCGUCACCUUACGGCACAGCACAGUCGUCCCCAGCAUGGGUCCGUUUCUGGAGCUUUACACAACAAUAUAAGUCCCUUUGACAAUAGUAACAUCAGCGGCAACUAUAACAGUCAAGACAUGAUGGACUCUCAGACUAAAAUGGCAAGGCAACAUUCUGACGAGUGUAAUGAGGCACAGGGAUGUGUAGGAGAUGAGAGUAGGCUUUACCAGAACAUCAGUGAUCGGAAUGGCCCUUUUAGCCCUAGUAACAUGAACUUCAGGUUUCCUGGGCCAGGACAAAAAAGUGCUGAAGUCAAGAUGCAACAGAUGCCUCAAGCUGGACCACCAAACUCAAUGAAUCUUAGCCGGGGAAGACAGCUGAACACCAGUGUGAAUUAUGUUAAUGGCCAGACUUUUGGCAUGUGUCCAGGGCAAGCUGCCAAUGCUGGUGGUGGUCAGAGCCUUGCUUGCUUAAAAUCCAUGGUGGACAGUCAUGAGAAUUACAGACCUGCAGCAGAAUACAAUCAUGCACUGGAUCGAAGUAUGGAGACAGAGAGAAAGAAGAGGAAUGAUAAGGAACCCUUUGACACACUUGCUUCUUUCUCGUCAUCCAGCAGCAGUGGCUCGUCUUCAGGGAAGUCGCACCCAUCCUCUACAUUUCCUUUUCGGAUCAAGACUAAGACUCCAGUCGAGGACUUGUCUCAGCUUACCAUUUCCAAAAAAUCAACCUCAAUGCCACAAGAUAUGAAACCUGCUGAGUAUCGAAAAGCUUUUAGAAACACUAAAGUGUUUGUGACUUACAGUUUUGAUAAUGAAAUUCAUGGGAAACAGGUGCUCUCCCUUUGCAAGUUCCUUCAGACCAAUGGAUUUGCAUGCUAUGUGGAUGUGAAAGAAAGCAAGGAGGAUAACUCUGUUGGAAACAUCAUUGAAUGGUGCUCUAAGAAAAUGUCAGAGAUUGACAAACGUCUGCUAUGGGCUGAUUUCAUCUUGGUCUGUGUAUCCCCAAAAUACAUACAAGACAUUGGAGAUGCUGGCAGCAGGAGAAACAAAAAUCUGCCUCAAGUCAGUGAACGCAAACUUCACACCAAAGAAAUUUUUAGCCUGAUGGAAAACGAACAUUUGAAAAGCAACGGUAAUGGUGCAGCCAGGCAGGUUCAGAUUGUACCACUGAUGUUUGGAGGCAUGCAGCCCACUGGCCUGCCAACCUGGAUGACUGCCAACCGGCCUGUGUACAGGUGGCCUGAUCAAUACCUGGACCUUGCUUGGCUGCUUACUAAACCGCAGGAGCGGAUAAAAGAGUCCAGACGCUGCAUGGAUUGACUUACAAAUACACAGCUGGAAGCCAAAAAAUGUUGAUUGUUGUUUUAAAAAUCUUUUUUGUCAAUUAUGUUGAUAUGCUGUUGUUUCAUUAUUAGUUGACCAUACACUCAUACAAAUGUUAUUUAUAAAAUUUAUUUUUCUUGUUAUCAAUAUAAGAGAAAGAUCUAACAAAUCUUUUUUUUUUUUCCUGUUAAUAAAAGUGUCCUGAAAGAUUACCAUCUUUUUAAUGCUUGAAAUGGAAGUCGGUUGUAUAUUAUCCAUUAGUAAAUGCUUCAAUGUUGAAAUGCUCUGGUUCUACACUAGAUAGAAGCUUUUGUUUUGUACUGUUGAUAGUUUAGAGUUUAAGAAACUGUUUUGCAUUUAUUCAGCUAGAUGGUCUUUUGUAAAGAGUAAAAUGUUGAAACAAAAGAAGGCAUCUUGUACUCUUGCUACUUGUAGUUCCAUGUUAAAAAUUUUUUUAAUGUUAUUUUGUCUGUGAUUGCAAUGUACCUAUGAUUCAAUUUUUUUUAGCUUUCUAAUUACAAAUAUGUGUUCUAAAAACUAAUUUGAUGCUUUAGGUUCUGUCUACAACUAACAACUGUUUACUACAGACCAUGUUUUGUCUGUCUUGAUCACAUUUUUAAGUACUGUCAGCACUUUCCUGGUUUACUUACAGCUUGUAUAUAUGUACCAAACAUUCAUCUUUACAUGUGUGACAAAAACCUUCAAGGUUGACUCACUAUUGCUCUGUAUUUAUUUUGUACGCAUUCUUCUUAACUCUCUUUGUGAACCACACAUGUACCGGUACUCAUUAUUUUUUGGAGUCGUGGCUCUUUAAAGUCCAACAAGAUUGAUGACUUUUUCUUAAACUGACAUUUUUUAAAUUAGGUUUGUAGUUUUUCUCAGUUCUCUAAAACAGUCUGUAAGAAUCGUAUAUCUAAAAGUACUUAUAAAAAGAAGCUGAACUAUAUAUCUCAUAUUAUCUCUGUCACAUUACCUUCAUGAAAAAAACAAUUUCCCUAGUGCCUUGUCCACCUCCCCACCUUGUUCAAUGCAUAAAAUGGCAGCAUCUCGGAAGUCACUGCCCCAAACACUGAAAGAUUUGUAGAUAGAUAGACUCAAACUUUUUUUGACCUGGGGACUCCUUUAUAUAGUCAAAACAUGCCCACAGACCCUUAAGUGAAAAAGCUACAUAAAUGCUUAGUAAGGCUAUUCAAGUUACAAAAGCGAAAAAUAAAAAAUUUUUAAGGGCUGUCAAUUGAGAUUAUAACUUUUUUUAAAAGUAAUUUUGUUUUUAAUUCAUCACUUGGAUGAAAUUGAUAAGAUUUUAUGAGUGUAUUUAUGUCCAGGUCAAUGUUUGUAAGUAGGAGCUGCAAAUCUCAACGAUCACAAAUUUCUAGUUGGUUUCUUAUAUUUGUGAUGAGGUUCAUUGCAGCCAUGAAUCCACGCUGUACCAAAUAAGAAGUCAACAACUUCUGUACAAUGACUCCUAAUGAAGGAUCUAAUAUUGGAAUCUGCUUUUUCUAACCAGAAUUUUUGAUAUCCUUUGUUCAAAUAUUGGUUAAUUUUCAUCAGUUGUGAAUAUUUCAAUAAGCUACUCCUGUAUUAGUAUGGACUUAUCUGUGAUUAGGAUCUGAAUUUGUCCAAGGGUUCAUUGCCUAGUCACAAAUAUCCAAGUGUUCAAGUCUUUGGUUAAGGUUGUCACAUGUCUUAUCUUAUCAGAUGAAAUGUCUUUUAGAGAGGAAGUUAUUUUAAUUGUAUUCAAUUUUCAUCUUUCUGCAGACCACUGUUUGAGAACCCCUGCUAUAAACUAUCUAAGUUUAUCAAUAUCUUAGACAUGACGAACAGGAAAUAGUUGGCUGCACAUCAGAAUUAUCUCAUUUUAUUCUUUCUGGGGAAUUAGAUUUAUUAAACAGUCAUUUGCUCGUAACCCAUCUCGCAGUUUAGGGAAUUUUCAGUUCUAUUUAAUUUCAACUUUAUUGUUUAAGAGUCUGUAAGCUUAAUCUGCUUAGACCAUAGAAAGUCAAUCGAAAUGCUAUCUAUGAGGAUCCCAGUGCUGAAUAGAUAAAACUAAAUAGAAUCAAACGUUAUUUCAUUACUGUUUAAUAUUGGGAACUUUUUUUUCCCCAUUCUAAAACCGACAUGGACAGGUUUUAGUGUACACUUUAAAAGUUUGCAGCACUUGAAGUUAUUUUAUAUAAGAAAUAAUAAUAAUAAUAAUAAUCUUUAUUAUCCGUAAGGAAAUUUGUCUUACAACUUGUGCAUUACACCAAACAAAAAACAUUAUAACUAUAAGAAACCAAAGUGUACAUUCACACCAGAUCCUUCUUAAUGUGGUUACCAAAGUGUCUAGAAAGCCUGCCAUCAUAGGUUUUAAGUUCAAAUGUUUAAGUCAAAGAUCUGUUUGGGAUGAAUUGUUUUACAAGCACAUGACAGAAAAGUCCCAUGUUGAAAAACAUGCAGAGAACUGAAUGCACAAGACUGUACAGCUCAGUAGCUUAGAAAUCUGGCUAUAAGAAGAAAUCGAAAGCAUAAGAGGCAGCAGAAAAAACCCUGACAGAUACUCCUCCCCUAUAAAUGUCCAUAAAUGCAAUGCAGACCAGAGUACAUGAGCUUACCAAAGUACUAAUAAUUUUAUGUCUGCUUGGAGAGUACAAAUCAUCAUUUCAAAUUCCCUUCAUCUCCACCUCACCUGGUUAAGAUAGGUCUAGUUAUUGUCUAGAAUGGUAGAACUUCUGACUUAUAGUAGAGAAAGAUACAAGUGUCAAUGUUGUUAUUUAAAAUGCCUGUUACCAUGUGCAGAUACUUCUCUUAUUGAAAUAACUAUUGAGCAGCUAAAAAGAUACAAAAAGGGCAAAGACAAAUGAAAGUAGUUGUCCAGAAAGUGUCAAUGUUAAUUCAUUCCUCAAAGAAUUGUUUUAAGAACCAUUUCAGCCUGUUGUGUAUAUUUUUUUGUUGUUCCUUGAUAAUUAACUUUUAAUUUAAGCAUGUUUCCAAAAUUGUUGGCCUCAUUUUUAGCUUAGAACAUAUUUUUGUCCUGUCUCACAGACACUUGAACAUUUUUAUUUCUGCAUUAUCCAGUUGGUUCAAGCAGUUUCUUUUUCUUUGUUGUUCCAUAGACUGACCAAAAUGUUGAAAUGGAAAACAGCUAGAACAGCCGGUUUAAUACAGUUUCUUUUUCUUUGUUGUUCCAUAGACUGACCAAAAUGUUGAAAUGGAAAACAGCUAGAACAGCCGGUUUAAUACAGCAAUCUUAUCAGUAUUUUAUAAGAGAUAGAAAUGUGACGCUUCAAUGGACAUGUACUUGAAUGUUCAAGCUUUUUCACAAUUCAUUGUUUUUAUUGUUGCCUUUUGUUCAUAGUGAUAGAUUUUAUAUAUAUUUAUUUAUUUUUUAAUCUCAAACCUGGCACCAAUACCAAAUUAGCAUAGUCUAAAUAUAGAAUCUGCCCAAAUCAUUUCAUUGUUGUAAGCACUUAGAAAGUCAUUGUUCUUUCUUCCCCCCAUCCCUCCACAGAAUAGUUGACUUACCAUUUAAUUGAAAUCACUUUUUGUUUUGAGCCCUCAAUGCAAAUUUGAUUGUACACUUUUGUAUGGCUUCAUUCAUUGUUUUAAAAUUCAGAUAUUUAUUAUAAGUUGUGCACUUGAGCAUCUGGAAACUAAUCUGUGGAAGUCUAUGCCUCGAUGAAAUAUUCAAACACAAAUUACCAGUUAAUAAUUUUGACAUCUUGCAGUUUGUAGUAAAAUGUGCAUUCAAUUUUCUUUAACACUACACUCAAAUUAAAAAUAAAUAAUUGCAUUUGGUCACUGAUCAGAUGUAUUGUGUUAACAUUUGACCAUUUGUCAGUAGAUUCUGUUGGAAUAGAGUUGGACAUUAUUUAAUUCCAACCAUUAGUAUUAUUUUAUUUUUCAAGUUUUGUUUUACGGUUUAUCUAAAUGUAUAAAAAAUGUUUAAACAUGCUUUGUUGUUUUAUCAUUUCUUUACGAUCAUGACAUGCUCUCUCAAUGGCUGUGUCUGUAUACCAUUAUUGUAAGAACUUCUGGCUGUUUCAAUAUGUUUUUUCUUAAGUCAGUCUUAUUGUGUAUAAUUUCUUGUUCCAUCUUCUGGCUCCGUGUGUAUGUAUACUUUGUCUUCUGGCUCUGGUAACAGCUGUUCAUUUAUACUUUGAUGGCCCAGUGUUUCUGGCAAUUUAAAUGGCAGUGUGUAUAUCUCAUCUUUUUUGCUUGCCGCGUGAUACCGAUUGUGCCAUUUAUCAAAAUAUAUUUUUAAUGUGUAAAUAUUUCUGUAAUAUUGUAAAGACAAAAAGAAAAAUAAAGCAACUGGUAAACUUGU